AUGGCAAAAUUAGUUCAGUCAAUUAAACAAAUUUUCAGUUCUAGUAAAGCAUCUGAAUCUUUUGUUAAAUUAAUAGGAUCUGAUCGAUUUAAAAAUAACUUCUAUGAACGUUUGCCUGGUAAUCGGCAUUAUAAUUCAGCACGUCGUUUUUAUGAACCAGCAGAUUAUUCAAAUGUUCGACUAAGUAUUGAUCCAGCUUGGGAAGCAUGGUUAAGGGGUACACGGAAAAAUCCUCCGACACUCGACGAAACAGUUGCACACGAAAACAAACGACAACAACUAGAAAACAAAUCAGUCAAUAUGUUACCUACAAGUUAUGGACGUGAUGCAGCACAAGGUGGAACAGGUUCAUUUCCAAUACGAGAUGAAUAUGAGAUUAAUCCAGGUACUAAGUCACGACAAAAACAGGAUCCCAAUGAAACAUAUUAA
Rotaria socialis is the source of this 429-nucleotide messenger RNA. The record is from the annotation of a GenBank genome assembly. Lineage: Eukaryota; Metazoa; Rotifera; Eurotatoria; Philodinida; Philodinidae.